This is a messenger RNA of Nymphalis io (European peacock), 1436 nucleotides long. It is a transcript of the gene Daao1, whose product is annotated as D-aspartate oxidase. Bases 1 to 1017 code for a protein of 338 amino acids. The record is from RefSeq and is a predicted model, not a curated record. Gene Ontology annotation, molecular function: FAD binding; D-amino-acid oxidase activity. The transcript has a single exon. Lineage: Eukaryota; Metazoa; Arthropoda; Insecta; Lepidoptera; Nymphalidae.
AUGGAUAACAAAUCGCCAAAGAUAGCGAUAGUUGGAGCCGGCGUUGUUGGUAUGACAGUCGCCAAAAUAUUGCAACAAGAUCUAAGAAAUACAAACGUAUCAAUUAUAGCAGAUGCAUUUACACAAGAUACGGUGAGCUGUAUCGCUGCAGGCAUAUUCAGACCAGGCACGAGUUUUAGGGGUCCAACGAAGGAGGUCACAAAGAAAUGGAUCGAUGAAUCCUGGUAUUUCUGGCAUAAUAUUUUAAAAACUUCUGAAGCUCAUAACGCCGGUUUAAUGACCUUGUCUAGUUAUAUAUUUUCCAAAGAAAAUUAUCAUGUCACGAGAAAUCACCUUAUCGAAGACCUAGUGCCCAUUUAUAGGCCAGUAGACGAAGAUGAGCUGAAAUUGUGCGGUGAAGGAUGGAAAUAUGGAUCAUAUUUUUCAACAAUAAAAAUUGGAUGCGAGAAAUAUUUGCCUUGGGUUGAAAAAUCGUUUACCGAAAACGGAGGGAAAAUUGUACGGCAGAGAAUCGAUAAUUUCGCAUCACUACGUUCGGAAUUCGAUUUAGUUUUCAAUUGUACCGGUAUGGGUGCUAAGGCGUUAUGUAAUGAUCAUGAUCUUGUAUCUUUACGAGGACAGGUAAUUAAAGCUAGAGUUCCCUCAUUAAAAAUGGCAUUUUAUGGUGAUUAUGAUACGUAUGUGAUUCCUGGCUUAGACGGCGUCGCCACAUUGGGUGGCGUGAGACAAUAUGACAGUUACAAUCGAGAAGUAUGUAAACACGAUACAGCCGCUAUUUUAGAGCGAUGUUAUGAGCUUUUGCCAUUUUUAAAAAAGGCUGAAAUUGUAGACCAUAAAGUUGGUUUGAGGCCGCAUAGAAUUCCAGUUAGAGUUGAACCCGAGAUCAUUGACGGUGUGAAGGUAGUCCACUGUUACGGCCACGGUGGUUACGGUGUUAUGUGCGCUCCGGGAACUGCUAUAGACGCUGUUAAAAUGGGCUGUGAUAUACUAAAGAGUAAUAUAAGAAGUAAGAUGUAAAAUCAUAACAAUGGUAAUCAUACCUACAACUUUUUUAUUUAAAAGAUGAUAAUGUAACUUAAAUCCACUUGUGUCUGUUCCAAUUUUCUGAAGUGCUAACCAACUUUCCCAAACUAAGCAAGCUCGUAGUAUGGAAACAACACUGAUAUACUACAUAUACUACUUUUCUUUUGUAAAUACAUACUUAUAUAGAUAAUUACACCCAGAAUCAUUACAAACAAUAUGUUUAUACACACAAAUGUCUGUCAUGGGUGGGAAUCUAACCCACGACCUGCGGCGCGAAAGGCAAGUAUCUACCAACCACGCCAACCGGCUCGUCUUUUAUAUAUAUAAUGGUAUAUGAUAUUGUAAAAAUAAGUUUACUAUCGUGUUCUAUGUCGAGUUGUUCUUUAAUAAUUAUUAAAGUACUUUGUAACGAA